AUGUCCCGCAAGCAAGCGGCCCGGGCCCGGCCCGGCGGCCCCAAGAAGGCCCGGCGGUCCCGGCAUCCCACCGGGGGCACGGCUCUGAAGCCCUCGGAGGGCGGCGGGGGCCUCGCCAGGCAGCUCCGAGCCCUCGGCCUCAAGCUGCGGGAGGUGCCGGGGGAUGGCAACUGUUUGUUUCGUGCCCUGGGUGACCAGCUGGAGGGACACUCCCGGAACCACCUCAGGCAUCGCCAGGAGACGGUGGAGUACAUGAUAAAGCAGCGAGAGGACUUUGAACCCUUCGUGGAGGAUGAUGUUCCCUUUGAGAAACAUGUUACCAAUUUGGCAAAGCCUGGUACCUUUGCUGGCAAUGAUGCUAUUGUGGCCUUUGCAAGGAACAAUCAGAUGAACGUGGUUAUUCAUCAGCUGAACGCACCGCUGUGGCAGAUUCAAGGCACUGACAAAAGCAAUGUGAGGGAGCUGCAUAUUGCAUAUCGGCACGGGGAGCACUACGACAGCGUGAGGAGAAUCAACGAUGAUUCUGAAGCCCCAGCAUAUCUUCAGAUGGAGAUGCUCUCCAAAAAUGACUCAAAUAAGGAGGAGGAAAUGAAGCAACAGAAGGAUGACUCUGAAGAUGAGACUGAAAUUGAAAUGGAAGCUGCUGUACAAGAAGUGUGCAGUGCAACUGGGUGUUCAGACAUUGAGUUGGUAAACCAGGUUCUGAAAGUGGAAGACUACAACGUAGAAUCUGCGAUAUUUGCCAUCUUUCAAGUGCAGGAAGUGGAAAGAAUCAGUGCUGAGGAGCAGAGUGAUCCCCAGAGCGAAGGUCAGAAGCUGUGUGCCUCAUCUCUGUGUGAAGAUAAUGGAAGCAGUUCAAGAAUCUUUGGAAGUCAGAGUUUGCAUCACCAUGAAACAGAAAAUACCAAAGCACGGGCUAGACCUGAUGAAGAGAGUCGAGCUAAUAAAAACUUCAAGGUAUUUAAAAAACAAAAGAAGGAACAGCAGCGGCUGGAGAAGAAGAAGCGGCAGGAAGAAAGGCACCGACAGAAGGUCUUGGCCAGUAGGAGUAACUGUGCAGAUAGCAACAGGACAGAGGUGGACUCAGAUAAUCAAAUAACCUUGGUGAAGACCAUGGCAGCUCUAAAUAUAUGACUGAACGUGUUCUGAGCGACCUGGUGAGAAAAGCAAAGGAUUCUGAUGAAGAUAAAUUUCCUCUUAAGCAAACUUCCAAGCAUCUGUUGUUACUGUGAAAUUGUUUUGUGUGGAGGUUGCUGAGCACGUAGGCACUUUGUUUCUUCACUUGCAGGGCAGGCAGUUGUUCAGUAAUCCUACAGCAACCUGUGUGAGAGAAGAGUUUUAAACCUAACAAAAAAAAAAGUAGGGACUGCUUUUCAUUAUCUUGGUGGUGAUGAUGAUGAAGGUGAGAAUUUUCAUUACACAGCAGCGUCAGAUUUGCCUUGAGAUCUCUUCAUGUGCUUAGAUUUAUUAUGGCAACUUUUUACUAUGGAGGAGAUUUAUUUUACCUUACUGUCAGGGAAAGUGAUAACAAUUCUCAACUCAGGAAUGUGCUUUUUUUU
Molecule: messenger RNA, 1559 nt
Organism: Centrocercus urophasianus (Greater sage-grouse)
Lineage: Eukaryota; Metazoa; Chordata; Aves; Galliformes; Phasianidae
Gene: OTUD3
Product: OTU deubiquitinase 3
Exons: 8
Coding region: 1-1134 (377 amino acids)
Biological process (GO): protein deubiquitination
Molecular function (GO): cysteine-type deubiquitinase activity
Source: RefSeq, a predicted model, not a curated record